Molecule: messenger RNA, 840 nt
Organism: Dioszegia hungarica
Lineage: Eukaryota; Fungi; Basidiomycota; Tremellomycetes; Tremellales; Bulleribasidiaceae
Product: flavin reductase like domain-containing protein
Exons: 2
Coding region: 1-840 (279 amino acids)
Molecular function (GO): FMN binding; riboflavin reductase (NADPH) activity
Source: RefSeq, a predicted model, not a curated record
AUGAAGCCCCCAGCUUGUCUCUGCCGCUUACAGAGCAGCUCAUCCACCAUCUCCACCCCUUUCGUUGCAAUCGGCAGGAAGCGGCGAUUCCUCUCGACCAGCUCGGGCGAUUGCGACGAUGUCUCAACCCGUCUGCGCGAAGUCAUGCGCAACGUCCCUCAACCCGUAGCUAUCGUUACAGCCCGCAAUACCUCCCCCUCCUCUUCGUCCGCCUAUCACGGAGCGACCCUCACGUCCUUCACUUCCCUCACACUCCACCCCCACCCGCUCGUCGCCUUCUCCCUCCGCCUCCCGUCUCGACUUGCAGACUGCCUCCGCUCCUCUUCUACUUCCUCACAUCCCAAAUCGCCCCCAGGCAAGACAGCGCCCAAAGCCGCUCAGGCGAGAAUACCGCUCACCGUCUCCCUCCUCUGUCGGUCCAAUCGUCCAAUAGCCGACGCAUUGUCGUCCCGUCUCCCAGACCAGUCGGACAUCUUCGCUCGGGACGAGUGGCUACCCCCAAAAGACUCUUAUCCGCCUUCUCUGAGAGAUGCGCUUGGCGCGCUGACAUGCGAGGUGGUCAGCUCGAUGCCAUUAAGGGAUAUGUGCGAUGUCGAGGCUGGACCGGCGGGGAGGAGGGGCGGUAUGGGAGUCGAAGGGAGUGUAGAUGGGGUGCAAGAGGCAGAAGUGGGGACAGGGGGAUAUCAGGCGGGUUCGGAGCUGUUUAUCUGCAGAGUGCUGGAUGUGUUGCCUGGGUCGGAGGGAGUGGAACCACUGUUGCAUCUGAAGCAGUCAUACGUGGGAGUCGAGCGCAUGGAAGAGGACGAGGACGACGGUAGCUACAUAGUCAAGUCCACUUGA